AUGGCUGGAAGAGCCGCUGGAAGUAGGAAAAGGCUGGAUACUCAGCACAUCCAAUUGACGCCCUCUCCAUUUCUGGUGGGUCUGCCGCAGACCCAGGGUUCUGCCGCUCCUCCGUCUCCACCAUCUCCCACACAGUCUUUUCCUUCAACCUCAUUCAAUCGUCCUACGCCAUUCGGAUCCCCAGAUAGUCAUGAACAUACUUCUCCACCAUGGUUGACGCCGUACCCGACCUCUCCGAACCGAAUUGAGGCAGAUUUGCCAUUGUCGACUGGUAUUAUAGUAGAAGAACGCUUUCGCAGGCCUUCUGUUUCGCGUCCUUUACCACCUUAUCCUUCUCCGCCUCCGCGUGGACACGUCCCACUGCUCGACACGAAGUUGGGUGCUGUGCAAGUUCAGCCGACAACAUAUCUCCCAACGCCAACACAGUCACCUCUGGCCUCGAGCACCACCCUAGGCCUGACACAGUCCUUCUCACCCAGCUCAGCGACCCUAUCAAGUUUACCAGCUCUGGGGGAAUCAGGAAUGUUUCAACCAUGGGUAGACCCACGCUCGGUCGAUCUACACAAGCAGUCACCAUAUCACUCGCCUCCUUCCUCACCACCUUCAAUCGUGUCAGGUCUUACAGGAUUAUCAAGUCCUCGUUCUCAGUCGGCUACGCUAGACGUUCCGCGCUUCCUUGCCCCGUCGACUCACUCCGGCUCUUCCGAAGAAGAAUUUGUUCCCCGCCCAACCCCGUUCGUUUAUCCCUCUGCCCGCACACGUGCUCGACCAGGUCAAAACAAGGCCACACAACAGAAAGGCCCCAUAGCAUCCAUACAAGUCCUCCCACCAGGGACACCCCUUCCACCAGAGGGAAUCUUUACCGCUGCCCCCUCGCCACCACCAGAUGUACAGUCAUUUCCACCAGAAAUACGGACAGCUCGACCAGGUUCCGACCGAUCGAGCAAGUCCAUGUCUACUAUAACCGCGCCGAACAACGAUAUGGCACUUGAUCUACAUAAAUCGACGCAAACGCCUCAGGAGCCGCAGCCGUUUUAUUUUCCUUCUGCCCGUACUCGUGCACACCCAAAGGCUCCUGGUAUACAUCUCGGAAAAGGGAAAAAGAAGGAAGUACUGCCUGGUGGUAAUAGCUCCAAGGGUGGCUUUUUGGGCUUAGGUUCGAAAAGCAGGAAGUCACGCACAUCUUCACAACAUUCCAUAUCUUUGGAACCUGGAGGUUUAUUGUUAUCUCGAGACCAACCCGCCUCUCAAGCCACUACACCAACAUCGCCUCGUAGCCCUGUUCAAGACAGGUUGGACGAGGCCGAAGCCAGCGAUAGACAAGGCGUUAAUCGUUCUCCCAGUCAGCCGUCUGUGCAAAGAAUCGGAGCGUAUCCACUGGACUCGUAUGAUACCGCCUUGAUGGAAAGUGAUCGUCAAACAUGGGAGCUCAUUCGAAAGCUUGAUCGAACCUAUGGCGGACCCUCUUUUCAUGGCUAUGGGGAUCACCCUCCUCCGACUGUCCUCGAUCUAGGCUGUGGUGCAGGCUGGUGGGUGCUUGAUGCCGCUAUGUCAUGGCGGAAAGCGGGCACGCAAAUUGUUGGCUUUGAUAUGAUGGAUACCAUGCGUGCCACAAUGUCUACCGCGCAGCGGCAAGGUCUCGCUCACAACAUCAAAUUCGUCCGAGGCAACUUCGUUCAAGAUCCAUUGCCAUUCUCUGAUGGGUCAUUCGAGCUCGUUCGAAUGGCAAACCUGUCGCUCUGCAUCCCUCACUCUCGUUGGGAGUUCGUUCUCAGUGAGGUCAAACGAGUACUUGCGGUUGGCGGACGCCUGGAAUACAUCGACGACCACGUUUUCUUCCCUUAUGGAAAACCCUCUGCCUCGGUUGAAGAUCUUCCUAUUCAUGGUUUGGCCAAAGUACGCUUGGGUGAUCAGAACGAUAAAGACAGUAUUAUUUACAACAUUUCUGCCCAAGAAAUUCGUCCCCAAGCUGAAACAUCAACGGACCAUGACCCAGCUCCUUACGCUGCUAUACCCUCUGGUUCCGCUGCAGAAUGGCAUGAACGCGCGCAAAAUGCGCGAGAUCUUGAAGCACUCUUCGAAAACAUGCUGGGCUUCAGGUUUGGCAUCCAUCCUCGACCGGCGGAGUUCGUUUUUGAGCUAUUGCGGCGUGUUUUUGGAGGCGUCAAGGAGAUUGCAACGAUGCAUUUGACUCUAGCUCCGUCAGAGCAUCACAUCGACGACGAAGAGCAGCAUUCCGAACAAGAUGACGUAUUGGUUCAGAGUCCUGGUUUGAUUCUGUGGCCGUCAACUGUCGUGCCAAUGACUCCAACGGAGUUGGAGGCAAACACUUCCAAGCAUCAACGUCUAUUGUUAUCAUGCAAGACAGUGCUUGCAGACUACGCCGCAGAAGUGACAGACGACGGAGAUGAUGAUGAUGCGGCGCGAGAUGCGACAAUGGAGGCGCUGUGGGAGUACCACAAUUUUUUGCGAGAUCGCUUCAAUCCGCCCACUACGUACGACUCCUUGGGAACUGCCGACGAAACUACGAGUCUUUAUUCUGAAGAGCUAGACGACAUAGCGGAGUACCAAAGUGAACUCCAAACCCACUACGAGUGGGCAUCUGAGCCUGCUACACCACAACCACUACCUUCUCCUGCAAUAACACUCACAAGUCCCGUCAUACCUACGACAUCACCUCGAACUGCAUUAGCUCCAAUACCGCCGCAUCUCGUUGUUCCCCCUCCCCCAACCUCCCCUCCUCCGGUUCCACCCCCGAUUACCCAACCUAUACGACCCCCACUGUCUUCAAUUUCUCAUCCGAUAAUACAGCCACCCUCACCUUCGUUUUCAACGCGGAAAACAUCUCUGAAAAGUCCAGUUGUCAGAGGCAGGGCAAGAGCACCGAGUAUGAUAUCAACACAUACCACUGCGCCGCCGUAUUCCCGUGUCGAGUUGACUCAUGUUCGGACUUUUCAUGUCUAUGAAGCUAUCAAGCACUCUGAUGGCAGGUUUCCAAUUACUGUAAAGAAUAAAAGUAGUGCCCAGCUUACAAGUACAUCCCAAUAA
This is a messenger RNA of Mycena indigotica, 3048 nucleotides long. Its product is annotated as Methyltransf-25 domain-containing protein. The record is from RefSeq and is a predicted model, not a curated record. The transcript is spliced from 5 exons. The coding region runs from base 1 to 3048 and encodes 1015 amino acids. Lineage: Eukaryota; Fungi; Basidiomycota; Agaricomycetes; Agaricales; Mycenaceae.